This is a messenger RNA of Ictalurus furcatus (blue catfish), 697 nucleotides long. It is a transcript of the gene atp6v1f, whose product is annotated as ATPase H+ transporting V1 subunit F. The transcript is spliced from 2 exons. Gene Ontology annotation, biological process: proton transmembrane transport. NCBI's taxonomy places the organism in Eukaryota, Metazoa, Chordata, Actinopteri, Siluriformes, Ictaluridae. The record is from RefSeq and is a predicted model, not a curated record. The coding region runs from base 91 to 450 and encodes 119 amino acids. Gene Ontology annotation, molecular function: proton-transporting ATPase activity, rotational mechanism. Gene Ontology annotation, cellular component: proton-transporting V-type ATPase, V1 domain; membrane.
UCACCUGACUUUAGCAUAUGAUCCACAGACACAGCAGAAGCAGGAGAACGAUUCAGUCUUUUAACAUUUGUGAUCAAUAUUUAAAACGCUAUGGCAGGACGGGGUAAAUUAAUCGCAGUCAUAGGGGAUGAAGAUACAUGUACUGGCUUCCUGCUUGGAGGAAUCGGAGAGCUGAAUAAAAAUCGCAAACCCAAUUUCUUGGUGGUCGAGAAGGACACCAGUGUCACUGAGAUAGAGGAGACGUUUAAGAGUUUCCUGACUCGCAACGACAUUGGUAUCAUCCUUAUUAACCAGUUCAUUGCUGAGAUGAUCCGGCACGCAAUAGAUGCUCACAUGCAGUCCAUCCCUGCUGUAUUGGAGAUCCCCUCUAAAGAGCAUCCUUAUGACUCAUCCAAAGACUCGAUCCUGCGCAGGGCUAAGGGCAUGUUCUCUGCCGAUGAUUUCCGAUAAGUGUCAUGGCAUCGUCAAGCUGGUCAAGCAUCGAAUGCUUUUAAAAAUAUAAAUGUUAAUGUGGAUGUUGUUCAGUGUCUCCCCUUCCAUUAUACAUUUAAAGAACUUGAAAUAGGUUUACCAAUAAAAAAAAGUGUGACGUGUAGAUGUGAUUUUCCAAGAACAAAAAAAUAGGUACUCUAUGUAUUGCAUUUUAAUAAUUCUGUGUAUGAGUCUUGUGAACUUGAAGGGACUUUUUCAUGUUAAU